Molecule: messenger RNA, 4036 nt
Organism: Mustela erminea (ermine)
Lineage: Eukaryota; Metazoa; Chordata; Mammalia; Carnivora; Mustelidae
Gene: TRPC6
Product: transient receptor potential cation channel subfamily C member 6
Exons: 13
Coding region: 719-3511 (930 amino acids)
Biological process (GO): manganese ion transport; calcium ion transmembrane transport; regulation of cytosolic calcium ion concentration
Cellular component (GO): cation channel complex; membrane
Molecular function (GO): protein binding; store-operated calcium channel activity; inositol 1,4,5 trisphosphate binding
Source: RefSeq, a predicted model, not a curated record
AAAAAAAAGAACUCCCCAAGUUCCUUCAUAUCCAGAAAAGGGCUUUCUGAGUCACUUUCCAACACAGAAUCUUCAGUGCCCAUGUUUUCCCACACAGACUCGUCCUCGGUGCCAAAAAGAACGACAGUGAUCCAGCAUUUCCUUGAAGAGCUCAAAGAGCCUGUGGAGGAGCAGAAGCCGUGGGUGCGAGGCCGUUGACACGACUUUGCAAUUACAGGAGCAAGACGGUUUAGUUAACAGUUCCCGGUGUUCUGUGUGCUAGAGUUUGGGUCAGGGAGAGAGACGACGGGGCAGGAAAGAUUACAAGGUCAAGGACAUUCGUUCUGGUCUGUCCAGAAUUUACAGGGUUUGAACUUUAUUCUCUAGUUGGCGUUAAAACACGGACAGGACCGUGACCGUCUUUUGCUUUAUUUGUGUUAGUGACCUCGAUCCUCCCAGCAAACCCGUGUGGUAGGUUCUGGGAUUUCCAUCUGUUAUGGAGGAAGCCGAGGUUUCAAAAGUGUAAGGGAACUUCCGAUUUUAUGCCCAUCAAGCAGGUGCACCAGGACUUGAGCUCACAGCUGCCAGGUUCUGUGAGCCCCUGUUUGUUCGCUUGCUUGUUUCUUUUUGGCCUCCUCGCCUGUCCUUCUUUCCGUGCCGGAAGGGCACCUCCCUGAGGACAGGGGCCAAGCCUGUGAACAGUCACGGGGGACUCCUGGGAUGUUUGUGGAAUGAAUGAAUGGCUGUUUCUUUCACGCAAAGUGACGUCAGUGGGUUGGCCUUGCCUCUGAUGUUCUCUCUCUGGGCCUCUCAGGGUGUUGCCUUUGCUGCGAAGGUACCGUUUUUGGUGUUCGCUUUUUCAGAAACACUGCAAUAUUGGAGUUUUAUGCUCUUACAGUUCAGCUGGGACGCUGACAGCAGGCUGGCCCACCGGCGGCAGACGAUUCUCCGGGAGAAGGGGAGAAGGUUAGCCAACCGGGGACCUGCCUACAUGUUUAAUGACCGCUCCACAAGCUUGUCGGCUGAGGAGGAACGGUUCCUAGAUGCCGCGGAGUACGGCAACAUCCCCGUGGUGAGGAAGAUGCUGGAGGAGUGUGUGUCGCUGAACGUCAACUGCGUGGACUACAUGGGCCAGAAUGCCCUGCAGCUGGCCGUGGCCAACGAGCACCUGGAGAUCACGGAGCUGCUUCUCAAGAAGGAAAACCUGGCUCGCGUCGGGGACGCCUUGCUCCUCGCCAUCAGUAAAGGCUACGUUCGGAUCGUGGAAGCCAUUCUCAGCCACCCGGCUUUCGCGGAGGGCAGGCGGCUAGCCACGAGCCCCAGCCAGUCCGAACUCCAGCAAGACGACUUCUACGCCUACGAUGAGGACGGCACGCGGUUCUCCCACGACGUCACGCCCAUCAUCCUGGCCGCCCACUGCCAGGAGUACGAAAUCGUGCACACGCUCUUGCGGAAGGGGGCUCGGAUCGAACGGCCUCACGACUACUUCUGCAAGUGCGGCGAGUGCAGCCAGAAACAGAAGCACGACUCCUUCAGCCACUCCAGGUCCAGGAUCAACGCCUACAAGGGCCUGGCGAGCCCAGCUUACCUGUCGCUGUCCAGCGAGGACCCGGUCAUGACCGCUUUGGAGCUGAGCAAUGAGCUGGCAGUGUUGGCCAACAUUGAGAAGGAGUUCAAGAAUGACUACAAAAAGCUGUCAAUGCAGUGCAAAGACUUUGUCGUUGGACUUCUUGAUCUGUGCAGAAAUACGGAAGAAGUAGAGGCCAUCCUGAAUGGGGACGCUGAUGUGCGCCACAGUGGGGGAGAUCACGCUCGUCCAAAUCUCAGCCGCUUAAAACUUGCCAUUAAAUACGAAGUAAAAAAAUUUGUAGCUCAUCCAAACUGUCAGCAGCAGCUUCUGUCCAUUUGGUAUGAGAACCUGUCCGGUCUACGGCAGCAGACGAUGGCGGUGAAGUUUCUGGUGGUCCUCGCGGUGGCCGUGGGAUUGCCCUUCCUGGCCCUCAUCUACUGGUUUGCCCCGUGCAGCAAGAUGGGGAAGAUUAUGCGGGGACCGUUCAUGAAGUUCGUGGCACACGCUGCCUCCUUCACCAUCUUCCUGGGAUUGCUCGUCAUGAAUGCGGCUGACAGAUUCGAAGGCACCACACUCCGUCCCAAUGAGACCAGCACGGAUAACGCGAAACAGCUGUUCAGGAUGAAGACCUCCUGCUUCUCGUGGAUGGAGAUGCUUAUUAUCUCCUGGGUCGUAGGCAUGAUAUGGGCCGAAUGUAAAGAGAUUUGGACAGAAGGCCCCAAGGAGUACUUGUUUGAGUUGUGGAACAUGCUUGACUUUGGUAUGUUGGCCAUCUUUGCGGCAUCGUUCAUUGCAAGAUUCAUGGCAUUUUGGCAUGCUUCCAAAGCCCAGCGCAUCAUUGAUGCAAAUGAUACUCUGAAGGACUUGACCAAAGUCACAUUGGGAGACAAUGUGAAAUAUUACAAUUUGGCCAGGAUCAAGUGGGACCCUUCUGAUCCUCAAAUCAUAUCUGAAGGUCUUUAUGCAAUUGCCGUAGUUCUGAGUUUCUCAAGAAUAGCUUAUAUUUUACCAGCCAACGAGAGCUUCGGACCUCUGCAGAUCUCACUGGGGCGAACAGUGAAGGACAUCUUCAAGUUCAUGGUCAUCUUCAUCAUGGUGUUUGUGGCCUUCAUGAUCGGGAUGUUCAACCUCUACUCGUACUACAUUGGGGCAAAGCAAAACGAAGCUUUCACCACAGUGGAGGAGAGCUUUAAGACCCUGUUCUGGGCUAUCUUUGGACUUUCUGAAGUGAAGUCGGUGGUCAUCAACUACAAUCACAAGUUUAUUGAAAACAUCGGUUAUGUUCUCUAUGGAGUCUAUAAUGUCACGAUGGUCAUUGUUUUGCUCAAUAUGCUCAUUGCAAUGAUCAACAGUUCAUUCCAGGAAAUUGAGGACGAUGCUGAUGUGGAAUGGAAGUUUGCAAGGGCCAAACUUUGGUUUUCCUACUUUGAGGAGGGAAGAACUCUACCUGUUCCUUUCAACCUGGUGCCAAGUCCAAAGUCCCUGUUUUAUCUCUUACUGAGACUUAAAAAGUGGAUUUCUGAGAUGUUCCAGGGCCGUAAGAAAGGUUUCCAGGAGGAUGCGGAGAUGAACAAGAGGAAUGAAGAAAAGAAAUUUGGGAUUUUGGGAAGUCACGAAGACCUUUCAAAAUUACCACUGGACAAAAAACAGCUUGGGCAUAGUAAGCAAUCAAGUGUGCGGAGCUCGGAAGAUUUCCAGCUGAACAGUUUCAGCGGCCCUCCCAGGCAGUAUCAGAAAAUUAUGAAGAGGCUCAUUAAAAGAUACGUGCUACAAGCCCAGGUCGAUAAGGAGAGUGACGAAGUGAACGAAGGGGAACUGAAGGAAAUUAAGCAGGACAUCUCAAGCCUCCGCUAUGAACUCCUUGAAGAAAAGACUCAGAAUUCAGAAGACCUAGCAGAACUUAUUAGAAAACUUGAGGAGAAAUUAUCAAUGGAACCAAAUCAAGAGGAAAGCAAUAGAUAAUGCAAAGGCAUCCUUUAAAAAUCAUAUUUAUUUGUCCUCUUGAAGCCAUAUUAUUUUCCAAUUUAUUUUUUUAAGUGCCAGUGUGAACACCUUUUAAACAAGAAAAUGUCCAAAGAUAACUUGGAUCAUCCAAUUAUCCAAAACCCCAAUAUUUAAUAUUUUUGGUGAUUGAAUUUCAUUGUUCAGGCUGAAGUUUGCCGAUUAUGAUGAAAAUUGUGCCUGGUGCUUGAUGCUUGUUUAUAUUAACUGCUUUCUGGGGUAUAACUAUUGUGAUUAUGUGAUUCCGUGUUGUGUCUGCUUGGGGACACUUCCCGUACAGCAUUUCUCCUGAAGGUGGUUUCAGGUAACUUCUUGCCUGCUUUAUGGGUCCCCUGAUGGUGACUUCCAGCCCUGAAACCUGGGGAAGGAUAUCUGUGGGUAUUUGGAGAAUGCUGUUGAAUCAUCUACUCUGCUUGUCCCCCAUAGAAUGUGACUGGUAAUAUCUGUGCAAAAUGCGAUUAAAUCUUUCCUGAGCUUUUGGAUUCA